AUGACGUGGUAUAUGGGAUUAACUCCAAAGCCCACUCCCUGGGGAUGGACAUGCUUCAAGGAACAAGAGGUGGAUGAUGACACAAUGGGUGUCUUACUCGUUGGACAUGACUUGCUCGCGGAUUUACGGCAUAUAUGGAAGUGUAGGCCACCACUCUCAAAAGUGUUGGAUGUGGAUACUAAAUGA
Molecule: messenger RNA, 186 nt
Organism: Paraglomus brasilianum
Lineage: Eukaryota; Fungi; Glomeromycota; Glomeromycetes; Paraglomerales; Paraglomeraceae
Source: the annotation of a GenBank genome assembly